AUGCUGACUCUGCAGGUCACCCUGGAUCUCCUGCAGAUGAGUGCAUGGUGGCACCUGGACUUGAUAAACAUCUCCUCUAGGGUCUGCUUGGAACUUCUCCAAAAUGCCCAGGGAAGGAACAUUCUUAGGAAAGAUAGAGAGUUCCCAGGAACAGGGGGAGAGCCCAUCUGCCAGGGAACCGAUGGGAGGGCUCCAAGUCCUCCCUACUUCCUAGAGGAACCCGGAAGUGGGAGCUGUCCGACAACCGCGGAGGCGGAGCUAGAGCAGGAUGAUUGCCUGCCUGGGACAGAUGCUCGAAGUUCAGCAGGUCUGCAUCCCCAGUCUAGGCUUCAUCCCAACGGCUACCGAGUAAGGCCUCCAGAGUUCCUAGAGCGUCCUAGAACGGAAGUGCAGGGAGCAAGCAAGAGAAAGCCACAGCACUUCCUGUUUGCGGAGGCUCGGGGGCAGCUAGUGAGCGUAGAUGCUCAAUGUUUUUCCCCCUGGAGUGGAGUGGAACUUCUCAUUCGAAGGAAUAUGUUGUUUCAGCAAUUAAUGGCUUUUGAAGAUGUGGCUGUGGUUUUCACCCAAGAGGAAUGGGGGCAGUUAGACUCUGUUCAGAGGGAGCUCUACAGAGAUGUGAUGCUGGAGAAUUAUGAGAACUUUCUCUCACUGGGAUUUCCAGUUCCCAAACCUGAUAUUAUCUCCCAACUGGAACGAAGAAAAGAGGCAUGGAUCCAAGAUAUUCAGGGCCCUGAGGAAAGAGAAUUCAUUCAAAAUGCUUAUAGAGGUUAUAAGAAUAGAUCAGAAAAUGAAAAUUUGACUCUAAGAGAAAUUCCUCAAGAAGUUGAAUUACCUGGAAAAGAGGUAAAAAAACACCCAAAAGAUGUUACCCAAGACUCUAGAAGAACCCGUAAUCAGGAAAUUACCUUAAAGAAGCAGAUAAGAAAACAAAGAGGGAAGAAACAGAGUAAAUCAUGUUCUCAGCAGAGGAUUCCCCAGCAAGUUUCCCCAAAGAAAACUAGUAGAAGAGAGAAAGGUCGAGGAUAUAAUGAUUUUGGUAAAAACUCCAUUCAGAAUUCUAAUGUGGUCACUCCUCAGAGAGUUGAAAGAAACCAUACAUGUACUGUAUGUGGUCAGAGUUUUUCCCAUCAUUUAACUUUAAUUCAACAUAGGAGAGUUCAUGGUGGAGAAAAGAGCUAUCGGAAGGACUUCAGCCCCAAAUCACAAUUUACAAAACAUCCAAUAAUUAACACUGAUGAGAAGCCCUAUGAAUGUACAGAAUGUGGGAAAUCAUUCAGUCGUAGUUCACAUCUUACUUUACAUCAGAGAAUUCAUACUGGGGAGAAACCCUAUAAGUGUAACAAAUGUGAGAAAGCUUUUGGCACUAAUUCUGAUCUUAUUCGACAUGAAAGGAUUCAUACUGGAGAAAAACCAUAUAAGUGCAAUGAUUGUGGGAAAGCUUUUAGUCAGUCUUCAGUGUUUAUUCGGCAUCAGAGAAUUCAUACUGGAGUGAGUGCCUAUAAGUGUAAUGACUGUGGGAGAGCCUUAAGCAGUAAGUUAAGCCUUAUUGAACAUUGUAGAAUUCAUACUGGUGAAAAACCUUUUCAGUGUGAUGAAUGUGGAAAAGCCUUCACUCACUUCACUAGUUUAAUUUACCAUCAAAGAAUUCAUACUGGAGAAAAACCAUAUGAGUGUAAUGAAUGUAGAAAAGCCUUCAGUCGACAUUCAGUCCUUAUUCGACAUCAAAGAGCUCACACUGGAGAGAAACCAUUUAAGUGUAAUGAGUGUGGGAGUGCUUUCAGUAGAAGGUCAGUCCUUAAUGAACAUAAAAGAAUUCAUAGUGGAGAAAAACCAUAUGAAUGUAACGAAUGUGGAAAAUCUUUCAGUCGGAGCUCCACCCUCAUCCAACAUCAGACAGUUCAUAAUUCAGACAAACCUUACAAAUGCAAUGAAUGUGGGAAAGGCUUUGGAUGCCGCUCGCAUCUUACUGUACAUCAGAGAAUUCACAUUGGUGCUAAGCCUUAUAAAUGUAGUGAGUGUGGGAAAGCCUUUAGUCGGAGCUCCAUCCUUAACCAACAUCAGAGAAUUCAUACUGGAGAGAAGUUGUAUAAAUGUAAUGAGUGUGGGAAAGCUUUUAGUCGGAGCUCCAUCCUUAACCAACAUCAGAGAAUUCACACUGGAGAGAAACUUUAUAAAUGUAGUGAAUGUGGGAAAGCCUUCAAUCGGAGAUUCAGCCUUAUCCUACACGAGAGAAUUCAUUCUGGAGAGAAGCAGUGUACAUGUAAUAAGUGUGGAAAAGCCUUCAGUAGGAGAACCAAUCUUAUGCGGCAUCAGCAAAUUCAUACAGAAGAUGAGUCAUGAAUAAACUAUGUAAACAAAAUCCUUUGUUGUCUGAAGAUUCAACAGAGAAAAAUCAUACCCAGCUCAAUUGGUAAAUAAAAUGGUAUUAAGGAAAGCUUAUCCCUAGAUCAGAGUUCAUUAUGAAGCAAUAUAUCUUAGAAAAUUGUAAGAUCUUUUGAAAGCAAUAGCUGUUUUUCAAUAUAUAUGGCAUCUAGCUCUGGAUGACCCACAAAAUAUUUAUUUUGUUUGAAUGAUACAAGUAAUGCUUGUACAGAAAACUUCCAUGACAGAUGCUUUCUUUAUCUUCAUAUGAAAAUUCUAGUCUGAAAAUCUCUAGGAUGAUAAAGGGAAUGUUUUAACUUGAGUUGAAAAUAGUACAAACUGAAUAGGAUAAUCCAAUUAAUGUUCCUAUAAGCAUUAUCCUAAGUGAUCUUUUAUCCUACAUAGUAGUGAAAGGAUGGUGCUGCAGUCCUUGUUGAUUAAAGAUGAGGGAAUAUGGAAAGAAUAACCUUGUACUGGGAAAAAUAAUUGACACCUAGAAUUAUGAAUGUUAGGGGAUAAUAUAUCCAUGCUCCCAUAGGUAAUAAGUAGUUAAAACAGAAACAAAUUACUAGCUUGUGUUGUUUCCCAGGCAGGUAAUCUUUUAACUGUAUUCUUCUGCCUUUCCAAAUAUUGGAACUGUACAGUAUUAAGCAGUUAGGAAGCACAUCAGAAAAAAAUCUAGGAGAGGAGAGUGCUCCACUGUUAUUGAAUAGUCCCCAUUUCCACUGGUAGAUGGAGGGGAAAGAUGUAAAUAAGCCUCCUAAAGGGAAAACAUAUAUUCCAUGGUAGAAACCAAAAGUAUGGUUGCUGACCAAAAUCUGAAACCAGCUUUUGUUGGUUGUAGGCAGGAGAAUGACAUAAAGAGGUAAUUAUAAUUACUAGAUUACUAAUUGUUGAAAAGAUCAGAGAAUCGGGAAAGUUAUGGUAUGGAUCUUAUUUCCUGAAAGAGGAAAUAUGUAGUAAUAUCAAAUGGAGCAGAGAGGUCAUUGAACUAAAUUGGCAAAAUUUUUUAUCUAGUUGGGAAGAGGGUAUGGGAGACCUGAGAGUGAUUUUUCAGCAACAUUGUUUUUGGAGGUAUGUUAGUCAAAAUAUUUUUAUUAGGAUCAAUCAGGAGUAAUACUGUAUAAGAAUGUGCUAGAACUGGGCAUAGCUGGGUAGCUCGGUAGCUCAUUGGAUUGAGAGCCAGGCUUAUAGACAGGAGGUCCCAGGUUCAAAUCUGGCCUUAGACACUUUCUAGCUGUGUGACCCUGGGCAAGUCACUUAACCCCCAUUGCCUAGCCCUUACCGUUCUUCUGCCUUGGAACCCAUACACAGUAUUGAUUCCAAGAUGGAAGGUAAGGGUUUAAAAAAAAAUAUGCUAGAACUAUUUAGACAGGAGGAAGAACUAGAUUAUAUUAGGGAACAUCAGAACUCUGUAAUGGUGGCAAGUUAUUUUGAUAAUUGUGGAAAACUGAUUACUGCUACAGAAAGACUUGCAAGCAAGUGCAAGCCAUGGAACUUUGACAAUCUGUCAAUCAGAAAAAAUCCAGAGAAGAAUGUGGCCAAGGAGAAGGCAGUUUGAGUAAACUGGCACACAAACUGAUUUACUUCACUUCUUCCUUGAGACUCUGAGGAAGAAAGCUGAUAGAGAGAUUUACUCUGUAGUUUCUGGCUACUGGUUUCAACUUGGAAGACUUGGGCUUAGCUCUGGAGAUCUUUUAAAUUAUUAACAAUAUUCCCUUAAAGACAAUUCAGCUCUACUUUCUUGAUAUUGAAUUUAUAAUAGAUUAAGCUAACCCCAAAUUCCCUCUACCCAUAUUCCCCACUCCCUACCCUUUCUUCCUUUAAAAUAAAUCCUUUUACCGUAUUUUGAAGUGAAAUUAGUCUAUUAAAAGCUGCUAUCACUUACCAUCUCUGAAUAGCUGUUAGGAUCAAAUAGAAGGAAGGCAGGAAUUGGGUGGGGAGAGGAGAAUUGAGAAUUCAGUCUCUCCUUGACCUUAUUUCUUAGAGUCAUUGUUCCAGCUUUUCUCUUUACCUUAAAUACCCUAGUAAUUGAGCUUCCAAUACAUAAUGUAGGAAUUUGAGACCACUUCUGAAGCUAUCCCUCUGCUCACUGAAGAAGAGAAAUUAUUGAAAAACCUGUAGGAUGAUUGCUUUCCAAAGAAGGAACAAGUGGAACUAAUAGUUUGGGCGUAAUAGUGGCCAAUCAGGGCCACAACAGGAAUGCUGGGAACUUUGGAAAGAUGUUACCACUUCAUCUUAUGAUUUUAUAAUAGGUAAAGAGAGAAAAGCCAGGGAUAGAAGCACACUCUAGACUUUGAGAGAGUGAGUUCCAAAUAAUUUGAAUAUAGAGUAGGUUAAUACUCUAGAGAGGAAGUAAACCCAUAAAUGACCUAAAGAAUGAAAUUUUGACAAUUUAUUAUUAGUGAAAGAGGGAAUGUUUAGUGAGAUGUGAUUGCACAGGAUAUUCAUUGACCAACAUAUUUCAAAGAUUUAAGCAAUGGCAAGUAUCUUAAAACAGAUUCAAGAAUGACAGUGUUAAGAGAAUAGUGGAAGCCCUGACAAUUAAAAGAUAAGGCAUUUGAAUUAUAGAACUUUUGCUACAUUUUAUGCAUUGUAAUUCAUUUCCUUGAAAUUAAAAGUUUUAAAACAACUUUAGUUAUGUUGAUAUUGAAUAUUAAAUUUACAGUAAAUCUUUUUUGAAAAUGAAUGACACCUGUGUUAAACUAAGUGGAAGAAAAGAUCUCCAGCUGGGAUGGAGAAAAGACAAUUGCUCAUUAUUCUGCAUCUGUUGUAUAAAGAUCUUUGAACUGGGAAAUAUAGAACAAAAAUUAUUAACAGAAUCAAAGCCCAAAAUAAUUGAGAAGACUUAACAAUAGUCAUCGAAUCCAAUUAACCUGUCCUUGCCAAACUAGAUCCUGGAAUACUGAAAGGAUUUGCAUCAGUAAUUACUGUGCAGGGAGACCAAACUAUAUUGCCUUUAAAGAAUUAUACAGUUCUUUUAAUGACCUUACCCUUCUCCCUUAAUCAAAGGGCCAUCUUUUAGUACUACUAAUAUUAUGACUAUGUAGUUUGAGUCAUGGAAUAUAUUUCUGAAAUGUUAAAAUCAUGAGUCCCCAGAGGGCAAUAGAGAUUUUUAUAGAGGCAGCAACAUAUUGCCAAUGAUCGUUAGUAACUGUUACUGGAAAACAAAAAAACAUCAACAAAUAUAUUUUUUUAGCUCAGACCAGGGACUCCAUCAACACAGGGACCUCCAGAUUUGAAAAAAGACAUUUUCUUUGGACUGUACCAGAGCUAUGAUCUCACCAAUUAAAUCAUCUCUGGGGUUUUGUUUAAUCAUUUCACUUGUGUUUAAUCUGUGAAUCUACUUGGAGUUUUCUUGGCAAAGGUACUGGAAUGGUUUGCCAUUUCCUUCACCAGUUCAUUUUACAGAUAAGAAAACUAAAGCAAAUAGAUUUAAGUGACUUCUAUAGGAUCACACAGUUAGUAAGUAUAUGAAUUUGGAUUUGAACCCAUAUCAUCCUGACUAGGCCAAGUGCUCUAUCCACUGUUCCACCUUGCUGCCCCUGUUAGCACCUUUUUUUAUUGGCAUUAUGUACUAAAGAUAAUUUUUAAAUGGCAUUUAAUGAAAUACUUGGCCAUCUCAUAUUGCAAAAAGAAUUACUGAAGUUUCAUGCACCAAAUGUUUUUGAACAAAAUGAAGAGGCAAAGAAAUUAAAAGAUUUUGUCUAAGGAGAACUAAGUUCCUCCAUACUGUAAUUUGGGGGGACUCACUCCUUAGAGAAAUGAGAAGGCAGUGAGGAAAGGAUUGAUGAAAAUGACUUCCCUCACUACUCCCUCCCUGAGUCCCUGAAUUACUUGAGAGAGACAAAAUGGAGAUCUCCCCUCGGUGGUGAAGGCUUGCCCCUUGAUGGCCUUGAUGGCCCUUACGGGCGGCAGGGAAGUCUUCUCUACAAGGAGAGGUAUGAGGGAACUCAAUCCGGAUGUUCACUGUUUUGGGGUACUCACAAGCCUCCCUCCUGUCUUCUUGAAAACUGGCAAUAAGAUGGAGUCUGCCAAUGAGCUUACUGUUGUAAGGGGUAAAUUUAGGGGGUUUUGACUGAAAUAUAAAUUUAGUUGGUCACUAGGGAUUAAUUCAAAUCCCAAUAAAAAUACUCAAGUGAGUUUGGGAAUUUUGUGGUGAUUUAAUUAAUAUAGAGGGAAGGAAUUAAGAAGAGAGAGGGAAAAGGGUAUAAGAUUUCUCCAGCCUAGCCUGAGCCAAGGGGAGUUCAGAGACCUUCCAGCCAAGAGGCCUCCUCUGAGAUGAGGGACCUCCUAGGAGGAUGGCGUUUUUAGGAAAGGUAAAGGAAAAAAGGAAUCAGCCUAAACUCCGAGAGAGCUCAGGGAAGACACCUCACUUGACCCAUGAUAUUAAGCUUCUCCCAGUUACUGUAUCAAAGAUGCUUACCACCAAACCCAGACAAUAGUUGCAGCCAUGCCAAAAUGCCAGACGCCCAGCACACUGCCACCAGCUACCUCUCUGCCAAAAGAGAGGCCAGAGAGAGGAAGUGACGUGAAAUAUAUAGACUUUUUUACAUCACUUCCUGUGUCUCACAUGUACCAAUGGUAGCUUAAGCUUGACUUAAGACAGCUCAGGGGGUCUGUCAGUUGUUUCUGAUUUGUCAUUUGCUAGUACAUGUCUGUCAUAGGCCAUCCUCAACACUUAAUCCUUAAGUAGGGGUGUAGACAUUCCUGUUUUGUUAGACUAAGCAGGGUGGAGUAAAUCUAAAAUUCAUACUCUCUAGAUGUAAAUAAACAAGACUGAAUUCGAUAUCUGACUGCUUACUUGAUUUAAUUAUUGAUUGGGGUAAAGGGGAAGAGGUUAGAGGGAUUGUAGGUCACCUUAAAUCUCUUUCUAAAUAAAUCUAAUUAUUGAAGUAAAAGGUUUUCUCAUAGCCAGGGAAGAGGUAGAAUAGGGAGAGCACUGCUCACCAAUUUGAGUCCAGUAUCUCAAUAGUUCAUGGAAUGGAAGUCUGAAGAAAUUAGGUUUCUUGACAGGAACCACUGGUGUUUUAAACAGGAAUCCUCAAUGUUAGGAUUUCUGUCCGUGACAGAAAUCUCCACAGGUGUCUUGAAAUGGCACAAAGAAACUUCACUUCCUUCCACUCCCUUCUGCAUCUCAGCACCCAAAACCCCCUCCCCAGGAGAAUUUCCCACAAGUCCUUUGUUCCAUUUACAACUGUUGUUUUUGCCUCAUGCAACUGUAAAUCCUCAACAUUCCAUUCACCCCCAACAGUUCUCUUUCCUACUCCCCAUCAUUACUAUACUAAAUAAAUGUAUGCUGAAGUA
Messenger RNA from Monodelphis domestica (gray short-tailed opossum), 7668 nucleotides. RefSeq lists its product as uncharacterized. Gene Ontology annotation, biological process: regulation of transcription by RNA polymerase II. NCBI's taxonomy places the organism in Eukaryota, Metazoa, Chordata, Mammalia, Didelphimorphia, Didelphidae. Gene Ontology annotation, molecular function: RNA polymerase II cis-regulatory region sequence-specific DNA binding; DNA-binding transcription factor activity. The record is from RefSeq and is a predicted model, not a curated record.